GGAGGGAGCAGGGGGCUGAGCUGAUCCCACGUGUGACGCUUUCAUUCCCGGCUCAGUAAUAUUCUCAUAGCGGGGCUUUGCAUAUCUCCUGCCGUAUCUGUGUGUGUCUGUCACUGUGACUGUAGUCCCAGCCUAUAGUUUGAAAUAGAUAUGGAAGGAGACGGGAGUCAAGCCACAUCCGGAAGCCUAAAUGAUUCACAACAUGACCCGGGUAAAAUGUUUAUCGGUGGCCUCAGCUGGCAAACCUCACCAGACAGCCUUAGAGACUAUUUUAGUAAAUUCGGAGAAAUAAGAGAAUGUAUGGUGAUGAGAGACCCCACGACAAAACGCUCAAGAGGAUUUGGGUUUGUUACGUUUACAGAUGCUGCCAGUGUAGAUAAAGUCUUAGCUCAACAACACCACGAAUUAGACUCAAAGACGAUUGAUCCUAAGGUUGCCUUUCCCCGUCGCGCCCAGCCUAAGAUGGUCACAAGAACAAAGAAAAUAUUUGUGGGUGGCUUGUCAGCCAAUACAGUAGUGGAAGAUGUGAAGCAGUAUUUUGAACAGUUUGGGAAGGUUGAUGAUGCCAUGCUUAUGUUUGAUAAGACUACUAACAGACAUAGAGGAUUUGGUUUCAUAACUUUUGAGAGUGAAGACAUCGUAGAGAAAGUCUGUGAAAUUCAUUUUCAUGAAAUCAAUAACAAAAUGGUAGAAUGUAAGAAGGCCCAGCCCAAGGAGGUGAUGUUCCCACCAGGUACACGAGGGCGAGCCAGGGGUCUGCCCUACACCAUGGAUGCCUUCAUGCUGGGGAUGGGCAUGCUGAGUUACCCUAAUAUUGUGGCAACGUAUGGCCGCGGAUACACUGGAUUCGCACCCAGCUACAGCUACCAGUUCCCUGGCUUCCCAGCGACAGCAUACGGACCGGUGGCGGCAGCAGCGGUAGCAGCAGCGCGUGGCUCAGGUAGGGGGGCCCGUGGAAGAGGCGGCUACUUGGCGUACCCACAGAGCACAGGGCCAGGCCUCCCCGAUUAUGGGUUUUACUCUGCGCCCAGUGACCAGAGGGGGGGGCCCUGCUCCUUUGCUGACUAUGGCUCCCUGGGGCCCCAAGCGGCUCAGAUGCUGCACAGUGAGCAUGCCACCUCCGCCUGCAACUCCCCCCUCCAGCACCUACACAGCCCGGAUCAAUUUAAGAACCCAGGCACCAACCCGUCAAGGCCCGGAGGUUUCCCCGGUGCUAACAGUCCAGGGCCUGUGGCUGACCUGUACGGCCCCAGCAGCCAGGAUUCGGCUGUGGGCAACUACAUCAGUGCUGCUAGCCCUCAGCCUGGCUCUGGGUUUGGUCCCAGCAUCACAGGCCCGUUGAUUGCGACAGCUUUUACAAAUGGAUACCAUUGAGCAGGUGGCCGGUUGCCAUCUCAUCAGAGCAGAGUAUAUCUGGUGGCCCAGGAAAGACAGGACGAAGUUUCUAAUUGGCUUUGUGUGCAGGUGAUGCUAUCCAACUUCAAGCACUACAGCGUCACCCAGGCAAAAAGAACGAAAGACGGAACCAUAUGAAGAAGAAAAGAAAACGUUAGUCAUCUCAGAAAAAUAACAACUGCUGUACUAUAAUCCAAACCUCCUAUAACUUUACAACCUGGUUUGGUAUGAUGUUUCACGUCGAUUUCAUUCACCUAUUUCCUUCCUCUGUUAGCUUUUGUUUUAAUUAGUUUUUAGGAAGUCAUUUUAGUUUGACCUUAAUUUUGUGUCAUUUUAUUUUCUCUGAUAGUAUAUUUGUGUAAAUGGAUUUUGUUUUUUUUGGUUUUGAGGAACGGGGGUCAUAGCCAAGAAUAUCUGCAAGUCAUGUCUUCAUCUUUGUAUCAGUUAGUGUAAAGGAGAAACGAUUGGAUGUUCCAGUCUUUCCGCAAAAAAAAAAAGAAGCUUGGUGUGGAGAGACUCAGAGAAAAAAAAAUUAAAUUUUAAGGAAAAUUUAAAGAGGGUAUCUAAGUAAUAAAUCUUAGUAGCUGUUUUAUUUCUUGUGAUGUCUCAUUGUUAACCAUAAUUACCUAUUUUUGGGCAAUACAAAGAGGACUCCAAUAUUUUUAUGGUCCUUUUUUAUAAGUGUUGUUUUUGUUGUUUAGAAAUAUAUAUAUAUGCUAUAACAAAUUUCAUAUAACUACAUUGUGAAUUCAAACUUGAGAAAAAGAAAUGUAGCUGUACAUAUUAUUCCAGUCACUGCAUAUAACCAACUCAGUGAGAGAAUAGCAUAUUUUUGUGAUGGUGUGUCAAAAGAACAUGUUAUAGCGUGUGAAUAGAAGAAAAAGCUGUAAACAGUUAUUAUUAUACUUUUUUCUGCUGGAAGACGGUAUAAUGACCCCACAGACAAACAGAACACACUUGCUCUGUAAAUACUGAAGCUGAAAUAAUUUUACAAAGUGUCAUACCAGCAAAUUUACAAACGGCGAGUUAAGUCAACACAGUUUUAAGAAAUAACAAAAAAAAAAGAGCCUGAUUGGUAUCUUUUGUCUAACUGUCAAGAUAUCAGUAUCAUUUCAAAGAGAGAGAGAGAAAAAAGACGAUUUAAUCCAAAGCACACUGUACUUAGAUGUGAAGAUUAGAACUUGAACCAGGCAUUUUACAGUGCUCUGUGCAUCCUGACACUUUUAUACUCUUGAGAGGAACUUGUUAGUUGUAUGUUAUUGUUUGUUUCAUCCUGCUUGUUCCUGAUUCAUUUUUGGAACACAAUAUCUGGGCUCUGUGCUAGAGCCUUUAUGUAACGCUUGUUCUCUGAAUCGGUUCUUUUUUGAAUGAAUUAGGAAAGUAAACAUUUUGAUACCAUACCUCAGCCUUUGUGAGUUCUAUUGUGGAAUCAUUGGCAGGUUUAAUUUAUUCUAGUGGCAAAAUAACUGAAAACACUGAAAGGUAAUAAAGCGAGUAAUCAUUGCACUGUGAGUAGUAAAGUACAGGCCAUUUUCCUAUUUGCACAUGUAUAUGUUGGCUUUUUAAAAACGGCCCUGUGCUUUUGGAUAGUAUGAAGGAUUUUUGGGGUUAAUGUAUUCUCGACUAGACAAACACUUCAAGGUUUUGAGGUGAGUUAACAGCUUGGGAAAUAGUAACUGAUAUGUUGCAGUGUACACUUGGAUUUCUUUAUAUAUUAGACCCAUGUCUCAUCUAAAGAUAUUUAUACAGGGUCAAAAAAUGACACUGAAUUAUUCACUAUCUGUCACUGCACCAGGUUUUACACAGUAUGUGUGGUAAAUGAUUUUACUCAUGACAAACAUUUAAUAAUGAUAUAAUAUGCUCCAGAGUGCAGUCCGGUUUUUAAAGUCACUGAUGGAAUGAAUGGUGUGUAUUCUGAAAUACUUUACCUGCUGCAGGUGUAUUUUGUUGUUUUCAUUUGACCCACUUCUUGUCUGAUUUCUUUUUAUUUAAAAACAACCAGGUAAAGAAAUAUGCUGGAUACUUCUAAAGUAAAUGAUACGGAGGUGUGGUAAAGUAAUAAUUUAAAGAGUAAAGAAAAAAAAAACCCUUGUAAUGUUCAAAUGUAAAAGAAAAUAAGAAAUACAAAACUAUAAAAAAAGAAAGAUGCUUCUUUGCUGAUUUCAAGUUUAAUCAGAGUUUUAUUGAUACUUUGUGGUUUAUAUAUUAAUAAUUGUAAUAUACUAUUAAAAUGUACUGUGCAUCCAUUGCUUUCUCUCUUUCCAUUCCCCAUCCUCAGAGAUCCUACUUCUUUUGUUGAUCAUUCAUGUAUUUCAUUAGUGUGUAAAGAAAUCACAGUUAACUUGUAAACAGAGUGCUGUCUUUGAUACCAGUGUAGUGGUCUUUGUUGUUCUCCCUUGCUCUACCUCUCCUUUCUCUCAUAUUUAUCCCUCUCCCUCUCGCGCUCUUUUUCUAUCUCCUGUAAUUACAAAGUAGAUGUUAUAUAGGACUCAUUAAUAUAAUACUUGUAGUGAAUAGUGGAUUUAGGACCAGUCAAGAUAGACCUUUCUCUAAAUGAUCAUGUUAUUCUGAUAUUUGCAGACAAUUAUUUUGAUAGAGGUUCAUUGUAAUUUAUUCCCUGUAUGUUUUAUUUUUUGGUUUUUGCCACUCUCACAUGGUUUCAGCUAACCAAAGCUCUCAUGGAUGAACAAUAGAGAAACAGUUGCUGUAAGAUGGAAUUGUUCACAAGGCAUUAUUUGGAUCCCCACCCUUGAAUGUUUUAAAAGGGGUGUGCCAUACUACCUUAAAUGCUAACGCUAGAUAUGCAAAACUUUUGUUUUUGAUUAUUUUUUAAGAGGGGACACAAGCUAUAAUCAUGGAAAAAGAUUUUAUGUAAGAGAUAUUUCAUAUUUUUUUAAGAAACAUACCAAUGAUUACCACAGUAGUCAUACUAUCAGUCAUAGUGCUGUUAUAUCUUUUAACGUUUGUACUCUUCUCCCAGGUGCCAGGCACUGUUAUUUUUAGAUGAUACUGUUUUUGAUCUCUUAUCUCUCUCAAAAUCUUUACCAAUAAUUCUAAUAAUAUUAAUCUUAGAUUCUGGGAACUAGUUUUUGUUUUAAUCUGUUAUCAGAUGUUCACACGUAUUGAAAUUGUAGAGGCGAUAAUGUAGAAAAAAAAAAAAAAAAGACCACUGCAAAGGACUCCAUUAAACAGAAAAUCUCUGGCUCUAGAGGAUGAUUAGCAGGUGUUUAAAGGAUGAGGUAUGUGUGUCCAGGCUAGUUAUUACAUGGUUAAAUUUGGGUCCUGAUGUUUGACCAGCACCCUAAAGCUGUGAUUCACUGCUAAGCUAAAUUAGGGCAGAAAAUAUUACAUUAAAACUUGAAUUUAAAUGCUCAAAACAUCAUGUCAAAGCGGGUCCACAAUUCAGAACUGCUGGAUUCACACAGGCAGCUGUGUUUCAAGCAAAAACAAACCAUUAUACCAUUAUAACCAAGCCAAUUCAAUUUAGGAGCUCAAGCUGUGUGCACACUCCAGCCACAGAUUGAGUUAUUGUUUUGAGUAUAAUUUCAAUAAAACAUUAGGUUUUAUAUCAGUUAUUUCACUUAUCUCAUGGGGUCUUAAAAUUGAAUAUUGUUACAUUAAUAAAUAACAUCAAUGUCUGUUCAUUCUUCACGUCCAGUAUAGACUGUCAGGUUACAUACAGUAUGUGCAGUAAUGGCAGCUUUCUUAGUGACGCUAAUGGACAAAUUAUUCCAAUGAAUCUAGCUAGUAUACAGCACAUUAAAAAAUUACCUCCAAAAGACAAUGUCCACGUGUUUAGCAAGUCAAACAAUAUUAUACUUCAUUGUGAAAUGAUAAAAGUUACUGAUAUUGGCCCAAAAUUAUAGAAAAUAAAAAUAAUUUAUUCCAAAGAAUAACAAGUAUUAAUUCUUAUGUUUGACUCAUUUGCACAUUUUAAUGUCAAAAAUAUCUCAACAAUAGAAAAAUAUAUAUAUAACAGGAGUUAAUCAUUUGAGUGUACCAACUUAUGAGCACUAGUUCAGUUUUAUUCUCACAGGAUAAAAUAAGUGUCCUCCAGUUCAUUUGCAGCAUUGUCCCUUAAAUCUAUCUGAAUAUUUCAUUCAGUAAACUACAACUCAGACCACCUACAAACCGAUACAAGAAGCUCAUUAGUGGCUCUAGUUGAUUCCAAUUUUAGCUGCCAUUUCAUCUGAAAACCCAAUAACAGUGCAACAAGUAUAAAAUAUUGUUUUGUUUGUUUCACUGUUGGUGGCUCUUAAAGUGAAAAAAUAAAACUUGAAGUGGCUGAUUUUCUCUUACCCAGUAUAAGAAUCGACUCUUCUAUUGUUUUGUGAUCCUGUAGCUUGGACUUUAAGGUAGCAUGGCUCUGUUGCUGUAAUUUCAUUUUAUCUCAAACUGACAGCAGUUUACAGCUGAUGAAUGUUACACAUCUUAGUAGACUAGCUUAUCCAUUUGGGGAGAGGGGAGGGGUCUUGGUUUAAGAAAAAAAAAUAAUCAAAAAAGAAAAAAAGUCAACCUGGAAGGUGUUGACAUUUGUAGUGUACUACCGUAUCCAUUUAAACUUGAAUCUUGAGGCAAGUGCUAGGCAAUGGCCAAACAUUUAUCCCAUCCGUUCUGGGGAAAAUCCCACCCUGAAACCGCACGCACUUAUGAGAUUUCUGUCGUCUGGGAUUCAAAUCUGUUUUAUGAAUAUGAGCAACUGUCUCCCAAAAAGCUGGGACAUCAGACAAGGACUGUUUCGGCCUCCGCUCCAUUUCCAAUUAAUUAGACUGACUUUGAAGGCUCAUUGAACGUUCUUGAGCAUUUAUACCCAAAAGAGGCUUUUUCAUAGUGGUGCUAAUGGUUUUAAACCAGACAAUGUGCCCUUAUCUCUGAGAGAUACUGGAUACUGUCACAGUGACCACAAAGUUAGUCUCCCAGUCCCACAAAGUGACUCUCUACCAUAACACCACCAUUUAUAGUGUCAGCUCUCUUGUUCCAGGGUUUAACAAAGAUUGCUUCAUGUUCACAAAUCUAGACUGAACUCUUCAAGGUGACAGAAAUAGCACAAGUUCAACUGUACUGUCGUCGUUUGAGGGUGAAUUUCCCCUUCAGUCCAAACCAUUGCCAUCUCACCCAUGCUCAUUAUUAAAUAUAUACAUACAGUUGCAAUAUAUAUGUGUAUAGAUGAAUAUAUACUUGCAAUUUUCACUCAUUUGAACUGAACAAUGUUAGACUGGAGACCUCAGCUGUAUACAGAAUACUACACACAGCUUACACCCAGGUUCAUAUAGUCGAACCCGUCAUUAUUAGCUUAUGUUCACCAACACGAGAGUUCACCCCUGGCGUGUUGUCGAGUUUGGAGCAGACCGCAUGGCCUAGAGGGGAGCCUGGAAGCUCUUCAGACUGCAUGGACGGCAGUGUGUGAGGCUCUGCUGUGCUUCCAUGUUUCUGCAGGCUGAGCACAGAGCUCUCUUCACUGCUGUCUGCCCAUUCCUAACACUUGCCCCUUUUUUUUAUGUUAACCGACUUUUUAUGGCGAGAGACAGACAGACUUGACUGACAUCUGAAAGCAUCUUUCAGGUUAUCAUAUGGCUUGCUUAAGCCCUGUUGUAAAAUAUACUAAAAAAAAUAAUAAUGAUAAUAAUAAUGGAUGGGGGUCUCUCACAUAUCAAAUGUGGAAAGUCUAAUUUUAUAUUUGUAUUUUCAAAUAAUAAUAUUGACAAAAAAUGUCUGUGAAAGGUUUCCAUCCUCUACUGUGGUCCAGAAAUUGAUGUGUCUGUCUGGAAAAUAAAUAAAAUAAACUGAAUUGUUAUAUUA
Messenger RNA from Dicentrarchus labrax (European seabass), 7194 nucleotides. Its product is annotated as RNA-binding protein Musashi homolog 2. The coding region runs from base 151 to 1374 and encodes 407 amino acids. Gene Ontology annotation, cellular component: cytoplasm. The transcript has 15 exons. NCBI's taxonomy places the organism in Eukaryota, Metazoa, Chordata, Actinopteri, Moronidae. Gene Ontology annotation, molecular function: RNA binding. The record is from RefSeq and is a predicted model, not a curated record.